Plasmodium vivax (malaria parasite P. vivax) is the source of this 3219-nucleotide messenger RNA. RefSeq names its product oxysterol-binding protein/PH domain containing protein. Bases 1 to 3219 code for a protein of 1072 amino acids. Gene Ontology annotation, molecular function: sterol binding. The transcript has a single exon. NCBI's taxonomy places the organism in Eukaryota, Apicomplexa, Aconoidasida, Haemosporida, Plasmodiidae. The record is from RefSeq and is a predicted model, not a curated record. Gene Ontology annotation, cellular component: cytosol; membrane; intracellular membrane-bounded organelle.
AUGCUGGGCGGGAAGUACCUGAACCUGAAGCUGUUCAGCGACAGAAAGAACUCGCUGGCGAGCACCAGCGCGGAAGAGCCCCGGGGCAGCCACAGCGCAGAAGAGUCCCGAGGCGGUCACAGCGGCGGCGCUCAAAAUGGGGGGGGAGGGCACUCCCACAGCUACAACAGAGACAAGAGGAUAAUUCACGAGGGGUGGCUAAACAAGUGGACCAACAUCAUCGGCAGUUACAGGCCCAGAUACUUCGUGUUGGAAAAUGGGAUCCUAAGAUACUCCAUAGAUAAAUUCUCCCCUACGAAGGAGACCUUUGGCCUGACGCAUUGCAAAAUUAAAGUGUGCCCAGAUGACCCGCUGCACUUUGAAAUUGAUACCACUGAGCAGGGCGUCCUCUACUUGAAGGCGGAUUUCCCAGAAGACAAACACAAAUGGUAUAUUUCUUUUAAAAAGGCCCAACUGAAUUACCUGCACGGGAGACACAACAAGAAGGGGUGCAUAGACGUGAACAAUUUUAACUUAUCUACGAAUUCGGAGUUUAUAUGGAACAUUAUAAAGAACACCAAUGAGUUGUGUAAGAGUCGGACGGUCAGCUCGGCAGGGGGGGAGAAGCGGGGGGUGCACAGCUAUAGCAGUGGGGAUCCCACCUUGUGUCGAUACCCCUCGGGGAGGGCAGAACGGACGGGAAAGCUAGACAAAGCUUCAUCCUGCGUCACCCUGGACCAAUCGGAGGGGACUUCCAAAACGCAGGGAAUGAAAAACAUCAACUUAGAUGAAGUGUUCAUCAGCUCCACCGAUUUUGAAGACAAAAGCCCGACCCUCUGUCUGAUGGAAAAUAUCGUGUCUUUGAAGGAGAUUACCAGAGACUUAAUAAAAAAUUCGCAACUUAAUGAAGCGAAUUCCAUUUUGAGGAAAAUCAAAUUGGAGGCCAACUACAAACUGAGUUAUGAUCGAGUGGGGCCUCUCCUCUACCAACUGUCCAACUCGAUCGACUGCAUGGACGCUGUCAUUGAGAAAUACAUCAGCUGCACGGAGAUGCUCUUGAAGGAGGAAAACAUCCAGUCGAAGUGUAUGAACAAAUCUUUGAAACUGCUAGCCAAGCAAAAUUAUUUCUUGGAGAAAUCGCAAGACAAAAAGGGUUUUAAUGACUUACAGGAUAAGGUGAAAAAUCACUUCGAAAAAUUUAACUUGUAUGUAAAUGAUCAGGAGAGUGAGGAGGAAGAAAAUGAGGACAUGUUUUUCGACUGUGAUGAUGAGUCAUUUUGCGGGGAGAAAAAUGAGCCCUCUGGAGACGCGGUGCAGGGGAAGGAUACACCGGGAGGGGCACAACGGGGGGAUGCCAACUCUGGGGGAGCCUUCGCGAAACGGCUUCCCGGUGGAGGGCCACCCGAAGAGGGGGAGAAGCAGGAGGAAGAAGAAGCGCCUUCCCCGGAAGGGCCUCCCAUCCACCCAUCAACAGUUCAAACAAAUGAAGCGGAAAGGGGCGAACCGAUGGGGGAGCACCAGGAGGACGCAUACACAGAAGGGAGCGCAGCCCCAUUGGAUAGUCACACCAAUGAGGUGGACGAAACCGACUUGACGCGCGAAGUGCAGGACGACCUGCACCUAACCCAGCUGUGCACGGAAAAAAACAUAACGUCGCUAAAUUUCAGCCGAAUCGAUAUAUACACAGACAGCAAAAUUAAGAGGAGGACCAAACUGCCGAGCCCCCGAACGGACAUAAAAAUUAGCAUGUGGUCCCUGUUGAAGGACUGCAUCGGGAAGGAUCUAUCCCGCAUAGGGAUGCCCAUUUACCUGAACGAGCCCUCCUCAUUUUUGCAAAGACUGGCCGAAGAUUUCCAAUACGUGUAUCUUCUCCAGCGCGCCUCCAGAGAAGUGGAAAGCACUAGUAGGCUUGCCUACGUGACGGCCUUUACCAUAUCUCCCUACGCUUCCGUCAUCGGUCGAACGUUUAAGCCGUUCAAUCCUUUGUUAGGCGAAACGUAUGAGCUGACGCACAGGAAAUUCUUCUUCGUAUCUGAGCAGGUAGUGCACCACCCCCCUAUCACAGCAUACCACUGCCACAAUGAGUACAUGAGAAACUUUGCCAGCAUCACCGUCAAUGUGCAGAUUUUGGGGAAGUCAGUCGAAGUCACCAUCCCAGGGUCCAGUCACCUCAUCCUUCGGUACCAGAAGGGGGGGAGUUCUCCAACCGGGGGGGUACAAACUCAAAAGAACGAGUGUUCUCCUUUGGAUAAGAAUCAUAUUUUUGCUUCCUCAGGGGAGGUCAACCUGGACGAAUGUGAAGUGAGGACCUGCGCCUCGACAAAAAGGAACAGUCAGGGCAGCGAUACACACAGUGCGCACGUCAUCGGUGAGGGGGCCAAUCCACCUAAAGGCACUCCACAGAGAAGUGCCCCUUUGCCUGAUGUAGACCCCCCCGAGUACGGCCACGAACAUUACACGUACCAAAGAGCGAACAUGAUAAUCCACAACAUCAUUUUUGGCAAGUUAUGGGUAGAGCUGCAUGGGAACAUCCUCAUAAGAAACCAUAACAAUGGAGACUUCUCCAUCGUCAGCUACAUUCGCAAGGGAUGGUUUGAUAAAGAAAUUCACAAAGUAAGAGCAGUCGUAUGUGAUCGGUAUAAAAAUGUAAUUUUUUAUAUAUACGGAAAAUGGUCUCAAGAAAUUAACAUAGCAUAUGUAAAGCAUUUAAAAAAACAGGAAUAUGGCUCAUACUUUUUCAAUGCCGAUGGAUCGGAAAAUAUUAAUCACUUUAAUAGAAAUACUUUGAAUGAAUUUAUUAGCAACGUUGACUGGCAGUUUUAUGAAAAUCAGGUGGAUGCCCUGAACGGGGUGUGUGUGUGGAAGGCACCCAAACGGCCGAAACAUAGUGAACUGUACUACGGGUUUAACAAUAUGACCGUGGAAUUGAACGAAAUAACUCCCGAAUAUGAUCCAUCCAAGGGGGCGGCUAUUGCCUGCACGGAUAGCAGAUUCAGGCCCGAUCAGAGGAGUUACGAAAAUGGAAAUAUUGAAAUUGCCAUGAGUGAAAAACAGAGACUUGAAAACAAACAAAGAGCCAACUCGAAGAAGUACGCCGGGAAGAAAGACUCCUACAAGCCAAAAUGGUUUUACAAGCACAAGGACCCCAUUUAUAAGGACAGGGAUAUGUACCUCUUCAACAAUGAGUACUGGGUCGCCAAGGAGAAGGGCCUCUUCACGGACGCCCCCGACAUAUUCUGA